This is a messenger RNA of Rhopalosiphum maidis (corn leaf aphid), 4466 nucleotides long. RefSeq lists its product as uncharacterized. The record is from RefSeq and is a predicted model, not a curated record. The transcript is spliced from 3 exons. Bases 650 to 3313 code for a protein of 887 amino acids. NCBI's taxonomy places the organism in Eukaryota, Metazoa, Arthropoda, Insecta, Hemiptera, Aphididae.
UGCCGCCGAGUCGUUUCCGACUAAACGCAGUCCGCCGCGCUCAUUCACGUUUGCCACGAUCCCGUGCUUGAAAAACACAUACAAAUACUAACUUACACAUACACACACACACACACGCAUACACUCACACACUCACACACUCACACACACUUACGCUCUCACUCACACACACACACACACACACGCGUGCACGCACGUCGGAAGUAAUAUUAUAUUAUCAUAAAUAUAUACUUUGACCGAACGCCGUUAUUAUCACGUCGCCGUCGUUGUCGUUGAGAACGCCACCGCGGAUCGAUAGGAGUGUCGAUAUUUCGGGUGAAUUUAUUGUCGUCGCAUCUUUCGCCCUUCGGUCCACCGUUGCGCAUUGUAUGUGCGGACGAUCCAAUGUCGCAUUCACCGUGACCAUCGCCGACAAGGCGUUCGGAUUCUGGCAGGACGGUAGCGAAAUCGAGAACAACGACGGCGUCGUUGACGGCGACAGCAGCUUCGGGGGUGGCGGAGGUGGUGGCGGUGGCGACAACAAAAACGACGACGACGACGGCGACGGUGACAGUGACAGAAGCUACGGCGACUGUUGAUCGAUUUGACGAAUACGAAAUCAUGAAUAACGCAAAGUCGAAGGCCGAUUGACGACCACCGCCGGUAAGUCAUGAAACAGAAGAAGAAGAAAGAUGAACCGCCGCGGCCAUCGUCUGUCACAGACGAACAACAACAGCAAUGUAAUGGUACAGGUGAGCCGAGACCUAAGAAAUCGGCACUUAAACGCACAGCGACUAGCGGUGGCUCUAAGGCAGCCAAGUCCAGCAAGCAUAAGCGGCACGUGCAGUUCAACGAAAGCUUGAACGUAUUCUUUGAGUCGGACUACGUGAUCGUCAUCCGGGACGAUGACUGCGAGUUCGACGAGGAGGACUUUGACUUUUGGUCACAGCAGCCAUGCAGCUGUGGUGACGAAUCGUGUUUUCAGCCGUGGCUUGACGAUGACGAUGGUCGGGGCAUACCACCACUCGACCCGUACGAAGAACAGCCAGCCACGCUCAGUCCACCUGAUGGAUACAAGGACGGCUGUCCCAGACACGUACCACCGCCGUCUCUGGACCACUUGAAAUAUGCAGAUGAUGAUUUAGCUACAAGAUAUGGUUCGGAUGUGAUGGACAGUUCUAGCGAUACGCAUAUCGCUACACCAUAUAAUUCUAAUGUCAACGCCACGUCUUAUUUCGAGGAUAAUCAAAAAAAUCGUCAUGAACUUUCUUCCUUACCUCGGUCAUGUAAAGACGAACAAAAGCAGCAGCAACAACAGCCACCGACAAACGCAUCUGCCCUUCAGCUGUCGAAAACUAACACAGUCUGUGAUACAAAUUCAAGUACAGGUCAGCAACCACGGUGCAUCGUUGAAACAAUAACCAUGACGACAGUUACCGAGAGGCAGAUCGUGCAAGAAACCGGGCCCAUGGAUGUUACCGGCGUUGAUGGCGCCUGCAAAACCGAAGAUGCAAAAGUCGUUACCGGUGCCACUGCUGUUACCCCGGAUGAGGGGUAUGUAAUGAUUAAAUGUGGUAACAAUACUGUGCUGUACAACAACCGAAACCCAAAUUCCGCAGUACGGCAGUUGUUUCCGUCCACAAAGUUCGUGUGCCCACCAACUCGAAUAAAGGAGACAGACGACGCGAGAUUGUUGAACAAAUAUCUAAUCACGGAAGAGUCACUCAGAGCGUUUGAUAGUCGGUCAAUGAACGGUGGCUUAAGUGGCGGAGGAUUCAAAAGCGAACCGCACAGCGACGACGAUGACGAUGAUACGUCGAACAGUCUCAUUAGGCGAACCAUAGAACGGAGUACUUUAAGGCGGAAUACCACGAAAAAAAAGAACGUCGGUGACUCCAAAGAAAUAUCUUUGAUCGAGAAGAUCAGGCGGCUGACGUGUGAUAGCGAUGAUGAUGCCGAUGACUCGGCCAAGAAAGUACCGGGUCCCAUGCAAGAACAGGGGACCGCUUACACUGUAUUAGUGCAGUGUGAUUCGGUGACGCCGUCAGCAGCAGCCGUCGCUACUCCGGCGUACAAGAAACUCACAGAAUUAUUGAGCAGUGGUAGUGGUGGUGGCGGCCGGUAUGAUCAACCCCUGCUACCAUCAGCCAUUCAAUCGACGACUGAUAGUGAUCCGACUGGAAAAGCUGACGGAGUAGACCUGUGCGAUGGUCACUCGGCUGUCAGUAGCAGAGCGGCUGUCCGGUCAGCAACUGGUGGCAAACCUUUCCUGUCUACGUUAGCGACUGCUUGCGUCACAGGCAACGUGCAUCCGGUCCCCGGUGGAUCGGUAGCAGGAGGCGCAUCGCAACCAUCGCAUUGUCCGCAACCGGAUGUGGUGGCCGGCACUCAAGCUCCCAGCUCGCACAGACAAGAAGAGCUUGUGGCGUUCGUGCAACAGGACUCAGGCCGUCUGGAGAAGAUCCGCAAGCGGUAUAUGCCACUCACUACCACCGCGACCGCAACAGAGGACGAGGAUGAUGAGAACGACGAUUACGGAUUCAACCGGCGUCCGGAAGUGCAUGGCAUCCGGUCCGGGUUCUCUGCGCAGAUCACCAUCAAGAACAACCCGCAACCACCGCAACGUCCACGGUCUUAUUAUGGUGACCCAGCUCUUCAGACGCCGCCACUCGAUGUUCAACCUGACUUUGUGCCCAGGUAUCCAGCAACUGCAGUAGCGGCUGUCCGUUCUCGGAUCCAGGGUGAUACACGGGCCCCUCCACCAUACCCGGCCGCGUCGCAACGAUCUAUCAUUAGAGUGACUCAUGGCCAACAACAGCAGACCAUCCGAGUGCCAUACCAGACGGUCGGACCGGUUCAGGUGCACCUGUUGACUACAGCAGCCGCGGCUGCGUCCACCACUACCGCCAAUGUUAUCGGUCACCCACCGCAGCCACAGGUUCAAAUCCGACACCCCCCUAAUGAGUAUAUCGUUCAACACGGCCAUGCCAGAAUACAUCAUGGCCAACAAUUUGUUAUCGCCCGUGGCACUCAGACGGCUGCGAUAUCGACCACUCGGUACUACCAGUUACCACCGCCUCCACCGCCCAACAUUCAGCAGCAGCAGCAACAGUUACCACAACCGCAGUUACCACCACAUGCUUUCCAACCAUCUGACGAACAUCCGGCGACACAAUUCAAACAAACAUCUCCCACCAGAGGAGUUGCAACUAGCGGUAGACUACACAUGCAACAGCAGCAACAACAACAAGAGUAUGUCGAACAUAAUUUACCUUCAUCGGUGGUCUCGCAGACUUCUAAAAACCCAAUGCUUUUUUAUGGUAUGAAUGUCUGAUUGGUGUCUUGAGUGGUUGUGUAUAACGCUUGCAUGUAGUACAUAAUAUAUUAUAUUAUAUAAAUAUGUAUGUAUGUAUGUAUGUAUAUAUAUAUAUAUAUAUUAUGUAGUAUAUAUUAUAUACCUAACAUUUUUAACGAUUCUUAAAUAAGUUUUGUUAUAAGUUUAUAACAUAGGUAUAUUUAAAAAUUCGUUUUCGAUGCAUUAAUAUUGCAGAUGUCGCUGAGAGUCGACAAAUUUUACCAUAAAACAAAAAAUUGAAUGUUGAUAUAAUUCAUGAAUCAUGAGUAUUAUGUGAUUAUAAAUUAUAUAAGUACCAACCUAUUGUACAAGUCUUCCUACAAUAUGCAGACGAUAACGCAAUGAUAACAUCAAAUUAUCAAAAUAUAGAUUCAAAUCCAUUGUCAAAAUAUUAUUGUUUCAGUGAAAUCACACGUAGGUAUCCAAUUGUUAUAUUGUUAUGAAUAAAAACUUUAUGAUUAAGUUCCAAUAAUAAAAUAUAUAUUAUAUACGUACGCUUAUUGUCAGCAUUUAUCGAAUUAAGUAUAAUGGUUUCAAAAAAAAAACUCAAUACAUAUUUUAUUUUUAUUGUAUAAAAUACUGAAAAAUGCACUUUCGAAUAAAUUACAUGAAAUAAAGUUUACUCCUUAAAACAAGAAAAUAUAGUAUAAAUAAUAAAAUAUUAAAGCAAAGGGUGAUUUUCGUGACUACAAUUUAAAUAAAUAAAAAAGGAAAUUUUAUCUGUUUUAAUUUGUGUUGAAAACAUCACCAUUAACAAAAAUAUAAAUAUUAUAAUAUCAAAGCACUUAAUUUAACAAUAAGUAUAUUAAUAUAACUCUAUACAAUCAUAGGCCACAGGUCUUUUACAAUAUUUAUUUACCUACUCUUUUUUUUUUAUAUAGUUAAUAAGUUUCAAAUUGUAAUAAUGUAUAAAAUAUAAUUAAUAUAAAGUAAUUCAAUAACAGACUGUGACGAAAAUUAAGGGUUGUGAAAUUGUAUUUAAAAUACGACUAUACCAAUAGAAAACAUGAUAAUAUUAAUCAUAUCGAAGACAUAACACUAAUAAACAAAUCCGCAUCAAAAAUAAAAAAAUAAUUUUUAAAUGAUUUAAAAUAAAAAUACUAAACAUUAGAGAAUCAUUAAAAACCAUUUA